AUGAAUUUCCUUAGCUUAAUACUUUCUGCCAUUCUUGUAUGUCAAGUUGCAGCACAUCCAGUGUCAAAAAGACUUUAUCAGCCAACAUCACCGAUGUUCUCUCUUAUUGCAGAGCAUGAUGGAGCAGUCUUCCAGGCACAUUUAGUCAAAUUUGAUGGUACAGAUUUAAAAUUAGUGGCUGAUGAGGCAGCAUUUUUCGGAAGGAUCAAAGCUAAUAAUGGUUACGUGUUGAAUAUUCCUAGUGCUGAUAAUAGCACUAAUAGCACCAAUUCUGGAGUUCCUCCAUCUACCACUAAUGUCUUGAUUGACGACCAUGACAAAUUAACAACUACCGUUGGAGCUGCUACAGAACAUUUUGGAAUUGAGAAAUCUUUGUUGACAUACAAAAAUUCCACUAGUUUCGUUGCCUGCGGUGACCAAUCAUAUCGUGGUGAAUAUAGCGUCUAUUUCAAGCCGGGAAGCAAUUUUACCUGCCCAUUUAAUUCCACUGGCUACGAUAUUAAUCUUAGAGUACAAGUCGAUGCCACUGUUAACUACAAUCCAAAUGUCAACAUCUAG
This is a messenger RNA of Priceomyces carsonii, 558 nucleotides long. RefSeq lists its product as uncharacterized. The transcript has a single exon. Lineage: Eukaryota; Fungi; Ascomycota; Pichiomycetes; Serinales; Debaryomycetaceae. The record is from RefSeq and is a predicted model, not a curated record. Bases 1 to 558 code for a protein of 185 amino acids.